This is a messenger RNA of Oppiella nova, 692 nucleotides long. Lineage: Eukaryota; Metazoa; Arthropoda; Arachnida; Sarcoptiformes; Oppiidae. The record is from the annotation of a GenBank genome assembly.
AAUCACUAAAAGUCAAGAGAUGUGCCGUCAAUGCAAUGUUUGUGACCGCAUAUAAUGCCGACGUUAAGGAUCAGUUGACGCCAUUAGCUAAGGGUUGUCUGCCAGCCCUUUGCUCCCAACUCGACACCGAUGACAAAGAUUACCUGAAUUUAGUUUUGUUAACAAUCAUUAGUUUCCUGUUUUGGGAAUUUAAGGCAUUUCUCGGCAAAGAGAAAAAGCUGUUGACUUCGGAGGACACUAUCUCUCCGUUCGCUGAGAUAAUCAAAGACUGCGAUGGCUUACAAAGAUUGAAGCAAAUCAAAGAGUCCAACAAUAAUAGCCAUACACCGACACAAGUGGAACGGCGGGUCGAGGAGAUACUGGCGCUGGCCUUUCACGUGGAGACCCGGCCCCCGGAGCGGAAACAGUCUCUAUAUUUAAUGUUGUACACGUUUCCCGAGGUUAAUCCCAGGGUAAAACAGGAACAGUGUGUGGGCUGUAAGAAAGUGAUGGACGCCCAGAAGAAGUUUGUGAGGGCCGACACCACCAUAUUCUCGUGCCAUCACCUCAACCUUUGCAGGGGGUGUGCAGUCAAAGGGAUCACCAAAAUGUAUAACCAAGAGUCAGAUCUGCCCACAUUACUUCGAACUUAAGGCUCGAGUUGAACAACAAUUUGAAAAUAUUGAUUUUAUUAAAUUGAAUAAAUAAACAUC